UUUGAUGCAGACUUGCCAUAGAGUCCAUAGAGACUUGCAUAUCCUUCUGUUGUGAGCAUUUGAAUAUUUAGCAAAAAUCCGUAUUAAGUCAGUUUUUUCCAUUUAUGAUUCUGUAAAUAUUAGUCAAACUCCCCAUAUUCACUUGUACAUAUUAUCAAAAUGGUGUUGGCGGAAAAAAAUGGUGAAAACUGUCGGAAUGGACGAAGAAGUCGAGGCCCCAGUCCUAAUGGGCAUGCACAAGCGGACUCUACCAGUGAAGAUGAAGUUCCUGUUGAUAAAAUCAGAGUUGGGAGAGAUUAUCAAGCUGUUUGUCCAGAAUUACAGCCUGAAGGUCUGAGGCAGCCUGAACUAUUAGCUGAUAGAGCACUUCUAGUUUGGUCCCCCACCGAAGCAAUUUCAGACAGCAAACUUGAGGAGUAUAUCGUUUUGGCCAAAGACAAAUAUGGUUACAAUGGAGAACAAGCUCUAGGUAUGCUCUUCUGGCACAAACAUGACUUGGAAAGGGCUAUUCUAGAUCUUGCCAACUUUACCCCAUUUCCUGAUGAGUGGACCGUAGAAGAUAAAGUAUUAUUUGAACAGGCAUUUCAGUUUCACGGAAAGAGUUUCCAUAGGAUUAAACAAAUGCUUCCUGACAAAAGUAUUGCUAGUCUUGUCAAAUACUACUAUGGUUGGAAAAAAACAAGAACACGAAGUAGCCUGAUGGAUAAACAAGCACGAAAAUUACAAAAUCCAAAGGAUGAUGGAGUAGCAUCGGAAGCAGGAUCUGAAGUAGGUUCUAACGAAGAAUCCGAUCACGAAGAAAAGGGUGAGGGAGGUCAGUGUACCAAUUGUGGCAUCCAUUGUACAAUUAUGCAACAUACCCCCAAAGGAAACCAUUGCAAUUCCUGCUUUCAGCACUGGAGACGAACAGGUAUGCAGAGGCCUACUUCAGGACCUGUUGGAGGUAAGCGGGGCAGCUCGCUUGGGGGUAGGCACAAGCGCAAACCCCCCAGAGGAAUGUACAUCAGCCACGAUGAUUUGGCAGCCAUGGCAUCCGGUCAGACAGGAGUGCAACUGCUUAAAGCUAUGGAUCGGGAAAUUGACUCUCUUCAAAGACAAGUACAAUUGAAUAAGCAACAUAUCAGUUCGUUGAAGAGAAAACACUCAGACUCACUUGAAGAACUAAGGGCUAACAAUGAUGGAAACAUGAGGAUUAACGCUAGAUGGACUAAUGAAGAACUCCUGUUGGCGGUGCAAGGAGUAAGAAAAUAUGGAAAAGACUUCAAGAGCAUUGCAGAAGUUUUGGGCAACAAAACCGAACACCAUAUUCGAAACUUUUUCGUCAAUUAUCGCAAAAGAUAUAACUUGGAUAACAUUCUGAAAGAAUGGGAAAAAGACAAUGGACCACUACCCGAUGAUGAAUUAAAGAUGGAUGUUGACGAAAUGCCAAACGACGACGUAAUAUGCAUAUCUCCUGUAUCUAACGGCGGUUGCAAUAACAAGAAAGAAGUGAAAAACGGCAAAGUUGCCCCGGUUACAACUAAAUGAUUGUCUCGCGUAUUGAACUUUUGGGAGACGACAGUGUGAUAACUAUGAUAAGGAGAUUUUUGUGUACAGACCCACUACUUAUCUAGGCGAGAACUGGCUGCCUGUACCUGAAUAUAUUUUUCAUAACGGAGUAUAAUCCCUCUGUAUAUUAAAAGUAGACUUAUUGAUAUCACUACACAAUUUCUAACCGCAUAUUUAGAUAUGUAGAUGAUACGAUCCUCCUAAAGUGGAUUUGCAAUAAAAAUUGCUGGAUCUCGCAGAUUUAAGGCGGAGCCUGUACUUUAAUUUGAGAAUUAUAAUUAUAUCGACAUUUUUCCAACUUGCUGUAAUUUAAUAUUUCUUGUUCUUAAUAUUAUGGAAUUAUAAGAGGAUAUUUUCUAUAAUCAUCACAAUUACGAGUAUGUGAGUGAAAAAUAAUUAUAUUGAAUUGUAAUUAAUAUAAAACAUUGAAUAGACGAAAAAUGUUUCUAUAGACUUAUUUUGAUUGAGUAAUUUUAAGGUAAAAAAAUGUAUUAAGGUAUAAAUAUGAAAAAGCCUCUUCUUCAAUUCGAAAUGCGAUUAAUUUGUUAAAUUAUAAUCGAGGUAAGUUUUGAUUGCUGAUACAGGGUGGUUCCUAACUGUGGUACGAAACUUCAGACAGUGAUUCUUGAGGUCUUUCAAGAAAUGAAGGUCCUAAGAGUUGCUUAGGUUUUUGAACUUCAACGCUCUGUAAAAAAGGUUCUUCGAACCUUUUUUCCUUAAAACGAUCUAACAAAUCAUCCUCUGAAGUUUCGUAUCGUUGUAAGGUAUUGCCCUGUAUAUUCCUUCAUUUUAUUCAGUGGAUUAAUGUUCCAAUAUAAAAAUACUUAUCUCUGUAUUGAUUUCAAGUGUUUCUACAUGCUGGUAUGGACUAGCAAUAACAAACCAGUAGUGAAUCUUUUUUUAUAUCAAUCUACAUAUUUUCCAAUAAUAAAUAAAUGAAAAUAACAAGAAGUGUUUUCAUUGUAUUUUUUAAUUGUAGUUUCGGAUUCGCUUUUGUUUGAAGGUUGUUCGGCAUGCAUUAAAUAUGUUAAAAGAGGAAUUACUGAAGAAUAUUCAAUCGACGUUAACAACAUUUAGUCAACUCCAUUCAUUUUCAGAAUUGGUCCAAGGAAAAGUUUUGUUGCAUGUAUUUCGUUUAUUUUUUCCAUGACUUCUGCUUAAAAUGAAGUAGAAAAUGUUUUCCCACUCCUGAAUGAUGUAUUUUUAGAAAUUAAUCUCAAAAUCGACUUUCAUAUUUCUACUUUUAUAUAAAAUUAUUUUUUUUAUUUAUGUUCAUAAAGAAUGGUUUUGUUUUUGUUAAAUAGCGUUUAGUGUAAUUAUGUUUUUAGAGAAAAUCUGUUCAUUCAAAAGCUAUAGAGGCAAAAUCAUUGAGAAUUAGGAUUUUUUGUUUUUAUACCUUUUUUAAGUUCAAUUUAUUUAUGUAAGACUUGUACCAUAUUAUACUGAUCAUUCUUA
Molecule: messenger RNA, 3003 nt
Organism: Harmonia axyridis
Lineage: Eukaryota; Metazoa; Arthropoda; Insecta; Coleoptera; Coccinellidae
Product: REST corepressor
Exons: 8
Coding region: 160-1527 (455 amino acids)
Biological process (GO): regulation of transcription by RNA polymerase II; negative regulation of DNA-templated transcription
Cellular component (GO): histone deacetylase complex; transcription regulator complex
Molecular function (GO): transcription corepressor activity
Source: RefSeq, a predicted model, not a curated record